ACACGUCCGGCCUGCUUUUAUCCAACCCAAUCUGAUAUUCGGCAACUGACGCUCCGCACGCCCUGAAAGCCUCGCGCGUGCAGUUCAAUGACACCUCUACCCGGUCAAUGCGAGGGCAGCAACGUGUGUCUUUUUUCCUGGAUCGCUGCGAUGCACAUGUAUCGGUAAUUAAUCAACCUGCACGAUCUGCCAAACGAAGACGAGUCCGGUGGUCUAGAGGAGGAGAAAGGGAACAUGAAGCUCAUUUGCCAUGUCUAAGACGGCGGUGAAGAAGCUGCACUGGCGUUCCAAAGUGCAGGACGGCUACGUCCCGUUGCUGGACUCGUCGGGGGAGCUGGGUAUCGCCAUUGGUGGAGGAGCAGAUUAUGGAGAGUUUCCUUUUGUCACGUCGGCGCCGGAAGGGGGGCUCACGGUGGGGGAUGUCAUCCUCGAGAUUGGGGGAACACCGGUUUUGGGGAUGACAUUAGGAGAUGUCCGGGGCGCCCUCAACUCCUGUCCUCAUCCUAUCCGCAUCAAAACUGUGUCCCCAGGCUCCACAUUGUGCAAGGAUCUCAGGUUGUAUCUGAGCAAGUGUUUCACACCCGGCUCGGUGGACAGCCAACUUCAGCAGGUCAUCCGAGAGAACCUCUACCUCCGCGCUGUACCUUGUACAACCAGACAGCCUAAAGAUGGGGAAAUCUCAGGCAUAGACUACAACUUUGUCAACAUUGAGGAGUUCUUCUCCUUGGAGGAGUUGGGAGCACUUCUUGAGAGUGGAAAGUUCAAAGGCAAUUACUACGGCACGCCUCGGCCCGUUCACAUCAGCGCAGAGAGCCCCCCCAUCACCUAUCAGGAACAUCGCAACCUGCUCAGGAACUUCCGCACACGCAGCAGAUCCCUCAGCAACCUGGAGAAGGCGGCAGAGGACGGAGAGAACAGUGAGGAAGACUCCGGUCUGUCAGGAGGCUCUGCCGGUGUUAGCAGCAGCGUCCCUACGAGCCAUCGGUCCCCCGGGCGGCCUCGGGCAUCCAGCAGCGGGGGUUGUCGUGUCGUAGAGAACGGGAUCAUCGGCAGCAGAAGCGGUGCCAGGGUGAGAGGUGUGAUGCCUGAUCACUGGGAGCAGGCCUUCAGUGACACAGGAGAGCCUCACUACAUAGAUCGCCACCCGACGAGGACCAACUGGCAGAGUCCUCGAGGCUCAAGCAGGGAGACCGUCUACAAAAAUGAGUGGUUCACAGACCAGCCUGGGGAGCUCAGGGGUUUCCCUCUGCAUACACACUUGAUCAAGGGCUCCAGGGGGUUUGGUUUCAAUAUUGUUGGGGGCAGCAGGCCAAGAGAGUUCCUCCAGGUCUACAGUGUGACUGCAAGUGGACCCUCAGCACUCAAAACAGCGGACAUCCUGGUGUACAUCAAUGACGUGUGUGUGUUGGGAGUGUCUCACAAAGAGGUGGUAGAGAUGCUCAAGUCGGUCCCUGUGGGCCACAGUGUGGACGUAGAGGUGAAAAGAGGGUAUCCCAUGCUCUACAACAAUGACGGUUGUCCCAAGCAGCCGCCGCCAACGCUACUGGACAGCGGGGACCCGAUCCGACCACCCACCACCACCCAGCCUCAGCCUCUUCACCAACUGCCUCGCCUCCCGACACCCACUCCCCACACCCAUCACUUUAACUAUAACGGGGUCCACAGUCACGGCAGCUACAUGGAACCAGGGGUGACUCUUGACGCUAAUGGAAAUGCCAUGCCGUUCGCUACCAGAGAGUCGCCCUUACACAGACGCUCCAGUAUGAGCAACGCGGCCUCUCCUCCGCCGGUGCGUCCUCCUCGUUCAAUGAGAAGUUUAGCCAGGCUGCAGUCUUUUGACCCCACGCUCGCCAGCCAGAGUGACAGUGAAGUUGUUUCUGCCAUUGGAUCCCACAGGGCCUCAAUGAUCCGUAAUCACAACAAUAACUCCCUCUCAACACCCCCUCAUCCUUAUCGUUACGGCACAUUCAAGUCGUCUGAGAGUGACAUGUCCACCUGCACCCUGUCGGGGGCCCGGCUUCCCCUGCCUCAGUCACCGAGGAGACCCUCCUCCUCCCAAGGUGUCCCUCACAGCGCUCAAUCCCGCCUCUUCAGACCGUAUACCUCACACCUCAGACCUCCUCCCACCCCUGACAGCCCCCGCCACCACCUCGGCUUCAACAGUUUCCAUGCCAACACCAGCCCCACUGCGAGUCCGAGCAGUGUGUCCUCCCCUGGGGCGAUGAGUAUGGGCAGCGGAGUUGGCAGUUUCAGCGGAGGGGAGCUGGUGCCAGUGGCCUUGGCCCAGACCGAAGGAGACCAAGGACUCGGCUUUAGUGUGACAGCUGGCGGUCCAGGAGGCAGGAUGACGAUAGUGAAAAGAGUCUGGGACCGGACGCAGUGCAACUCCCUUCAGCCAGGGGAUGCUAUUGUCAAAAUCAACGGUGCAGAUGUGCAGAGUCUUAGUUUUGGACAGGUACAAACAGUUCUCCAGGAGCACACCAAACAGGCGGAAGUCAUCCUUUUGAUUUACAGAGGAGGCAUCUAUCAUUCAACCAUCUCCCCCGGCUCCAAUCUGCGACUCCCCCCGCCUCUCCUCCACCCCCCUCCUCCACCUGUUGGUUCGGAUGUCGCCUCUGUGCUGCCAGAAGAACUGCCCGUGCCCCGUACCUCCUUCAGCAGUCCUCCCUCCCCAGCCCCGAUGCGCUCCUCGCUGGUCCAGAGCACCAGUUUCUUGGAGUCGAUUCCGGUGACCCUGACAAUGGAACCCAAAGACUGGAUCAACACCGGCCUGGAGGACGAGGCGGGCGGUGUCACGGUGCCCGACUCGGGUCUGGAGAGGCCGGGCGGCGGACAAACUCGGCCGCUCCGAGGGUUCGACGUGGAGCUGAGGAGGAAGCCGGGAGAGGGCUUUGGGUUCGUCGUCGCCUCUCAGGAUGUGGAGAAUGGAAAAGCUGCUUCACUUCUCCCUCACCGGUUCGUGACGGUACGUCGAAGCAGCCCGGCGGCCAAGAGUGGUCAGAUCCGGCCUGGAGAUCGACUCGAGGCAGUAGAGGGGCGCCCGGUGGUGACUCUGCCUCAUCGGGAACUCGCUCAGAUCCUUCGUCGAGCGGGAAACACUCUGCGCCUCACCAUCGUGCCCCGUCCCAGCACCUAUUCCUCAACAAACCCUUCAGAACCCACUGAGUUUGACUCCAGUCACAGAAACCGAAAGGGUCAGAGGUCCCGUCCAAAGCGUGACUCCAGGUAUUACAGUGUGGACCUGGAUCGUGGCCCGUCGGGCUUCGGCUUCAGCCUCAGAGGGGGCAGCGAGUACAACAUGGGCCUCUACGUCCUGGGACUGAUGGAGAGGGGGCCGGCCUCACGGAGCAUGAAAAUGCAGGUUAGCGAUCAGCUUGUGGAGAUCAAUGGGGACAGUACAGCAGGGAUGACCCACAGCCAGGCAGUGGAGCAGAUCCGCAGAGGAGGCCACCGCAUCCACCUGGUCCUCAAGAGAGGAAACGGCUACGUCCCUGACUAUGUGGAGCUCUCCAGUUUGUCUCUAUGCAUGACCAACUCCAAGCUAGGGGAGCCUUGCUUCUAUGUCAUUGGACGGACAGAGAAUACGCGGUUGGUAAUGGUUCCUGCCGUGAGCAAGGAAUCACCUCCCCCUCCCUCCUGCAUCACCCCAAGGAGCAGGGUUUGGCUGCAGUAG
Messenger RNA from Cyclopterus lumpus (lumpfish), 3673 nucleotides. It is a transcript of the gene magixb, whose product is annotated as membrane-associated guanylate kinase, WW and PDZ domain-containing protein 2. The transcript is spliced from 18 exons. Gene Ontology annotation, cellular component: cytoplasm. The coding region runs from base 251 to 3673 and encodes 1140 amino acids. NCBI's taxonomy places the organism in Eukaryota, Metazoa, Chordata, Actinopteri, Perciformes, Cyclopteridae. The record is from RefSeq and is a predicted model, not a curated record. Gene Ontology annotation, molecular function: protein binding. Gene Ontology annotation, biological process: signal transduction.